AUGAGGGUAGGAGAAUGUCUUCCCAUCCAGAUCAAGCCACAAACGCUGAUGAAGACUAGAGCUGAUCGAUGGGAGCUUAAGGGAAGCCGAACGGAACAAAACUUCGCGUCAUUAACGCAUAGCUGUCGCCGGGUGCGGCCGAUCACUGGCCACGACCCGCGCUUGCCUCAGUUGGACCCGCCCCGUCGCCGUUCACUGCAUUCACUGAUCGUUGUUGCCGUCCCUCAGCGGUGCCCCGUUUAUCCAGCACUCUUGAUCCAUACCCCGACCGGUCGUCCGACCGCUACGCCGCGCUGUACCCCCAUGACCGACCUCAGUUUUGGACCACAGCUGGUCAAUCUAUCGCUCGACCAUGACUCUUACAGAAACGACGUAAUUGACGGCGGCGAGCUUAGCAGGAUCGAGCUGGGCACUCGAAUAUUUAGCUGGAUCACCGUGUCCAUCUUCGGACUGUGCUUCAGCUUCCUACUGCUUAUCCACUGGCGUAGCAACGGCUACCGGACGGUAAGGCAGGUGAUAGAGAUAUGA
This is a messenger RNA of Soboliphyme baturini, 528 nucleotides long. The record is from the annotation of a GenBank genome assembly. NCBI's taxonomy places the organism in Eukaryota, Metazoa, Nematoda, Enoplea, Dioctophymatida, Soboliphymatidae.